Molecule: messenger RNA, 2219 nt
Organism: Westerdykella ornata
Lineage: Eukaryota; Fungi; Ascomycota; Dothideomycetes; Pleosporales; Sporormiaceae
Product: DWNN-domain-containing protein
Exons: 1
Coding region: 47-1969 (640 amino acids)
Biological process (GO): protein monoubiquitination; DNA damage tolerance
Cellular component (GO): nucleus; Rad6-Rad18 complex
Molecular function (GO): ubiquitin protein ligase activity; single-stranded DNA binding; zinc ion binding
Source: RefSeq, a predicted model, not a curated record
AGACCUUCACCACACCACCCCCACGACAUCACACGACGCCGCGAAGAUGUCAUCCUGCGUAUUCUACCGAUUCAAGAACUCCAAGGAUCGGGAGCGUAUCUUCUUUGAUGGAAAGUCCAUCACUGUCUUUGAGCUGAAGCGCGACAUCAUCAAAGCCGCCGGUCUAGGCGAUGGGUCCGACUUCAACCUUCACCUAUAUCCCGUAGAAGAUCCCGACGCUGAGUACGAGGAUGAUACCACGAUUAUCAGCCGGUCAAGCGAAGUAAUAGCGAUUCGGAGACCAGCGCCACGAGGACAUGGACGAGCCGCUCGAUACGUGGCAGGACGCGCGCCGGUUCGAGCUCUCAAGAAGACCGACUCCUCUACGCCAGCCGUCAGCUCCACAGCCAGCGGUGCUCUCUCUGAGCAAGAUGCAGAAGCAGCUUUCCUAGCAGAGUCUGAGCAGGCUUGGCAACAGCAGAAGGAACAACUGUCACAUGCGAAACCUGUCUACCAUAAGAAAAAGCCAGUCAACGUCCCUGCGCACGACCCUCCGCCCGGCUAUGUGUGCUACCGAUGCCAGAAGAAAGGCCAUUGGAUACAGGUGUGCCCCACGAAUGACGAUCCCGAUUUCAAACCUGUUGCCAGAGCGAAACGUACCACAGGGAUACCGCGUUCUUUCCUCAAGACAGUCGAAAAGCCUCCCGAGGGCGAUUUGGAGGAUGCUCGCGGAGUCAUGCUCAAUGCGGAUGGAGAGUACGUAAAGGUCAUGGUGGACACCAAGAGCUGGGAAAAGUUUCAACAGAAGGCGACCGCAGUCAAGGCGCAAGCCGCGAGCGCUGACGCAGACCAGAAGGAGAUGGAGAAGAGAGGCUUGUUGUGUCCAAUUGAUGAGCGCCUUUUUAACAAUCCAGUAAAGACCCCUUGUUGCGAAACAACGUAUUGCCAUGACUGCAUUGAGAAUACUUUGUUAGACCGCGAUUUGGUUUGUCCCAACUGUGAGAAGGUUGGCGUUAUAAUUGAGGAGCUCGUCCCUGACGAGGACAUGGUAGGCAGAAUCAGAGAUUAUGAAGCCGAGAAGGCGAGGGAGAGGUUGGAAAAGGAACGACAAGGCAGUGAGGAAGUGAAACCAGAUGCAAAGCCCUCAUCUCCUUCUGAAAUGGAAAGCAAUGUUCCCGUGCCCACUAUCACUGAUGACGCCAAAGCCAGUGACGCUGUUCGAACCGGAUCAGAGUCUCCGGCGCCGAACAGCAAUAACACAGAAAAACCUGCGCCCAUUCUGCCAUCUCCUCACACUGUUGCAGCAAAACCUACUUCUAGCUCCACCCCCAAUCCCAAUGGUAACGGUUCCGAUUCUGACACUUCGACAACGUCGAAAAAACGCAAAGAAGCACCAACCGAGAUACGAGCACCGACGGCUCCGAAAGCGAUGCGGUUGCAGAAAGAACAACAGAGUCGCCAGACUCAGGAUCAGUCUUCCGCCGUCGAGAAGAGUUUUAUUGAUUCGAUGGAGGCGCUCAAGAAUAUGCCCAGCAAUGCGGCUAUGAUGCCCAAUAUCCCGAUGCCUCCAAUGCCCAUGGGUAUGCCAGGAAACCCUAUGAUGGGCAUGAUGAAUCCCAACAUGAAUGCGAUGAACGCCAUGAAUCCGAUGGCCAACAUGAACAUGAACGCUUACGGCAACGUCAAUCCGGGGUGGAACAACUUCAACAACGGGUACCCCAACCCGAACCAGUUCAACAACAUGGGCUUCAACGAUCAGAUGAACGGUUACCCUAACAUGGGCUACGGCAACAUGGGUGGCAUGCAGGGAAACAUGCACGGCGGCUACAACAAUGGCGGAUGGGGCAACCAAGGUUACAAUCAGAUGGGCUAUGGCAACCAGGGAGCUCAGCAAGAUGCGUACGAGCGCAGGCCGCUGAAUCCGCAUCGCUCGCAGAACAAGAAUCGCAAGCAGCGAAGUGCCGAUUUCCACUACGUCCAUCAGUCUUGAACGAAGUGGUCGCAUUUCUUGGGCGAAUCGGGGGCAUGGAUGGAAGUUGACUUUGGACUGGGAUUCUUUCGUCGAGGCUGGAAUGGAUCAGCUUUUUCGUGCUUUCGGAAUCUAUGCAUCAUAUGGCAGUACUAAGGAGCAGUGUUUAGUGCUUUUGAUUUGUUUUGGAGGUACAAUGGCUUGGGAUGGGUUGGAAUUCGAAUUCUCUAUGUAUAUAAAUACCCUCAGCAUCAAUGAACGGUCAUCUCCU